Daphnia carinata is the source of this 1602-nucleotide messenger RNA. Its product is annotated as lipase member N-like. Gene Ontology annotation, molecular function: hydrolase activity, acting on ester bonds. The transcript has 14 exons. Bases 410 to 1525 code for a protein of 371 amino acids. The record is from RefSeq and is a predicted model, not a curated record. Lineage: Eukaryota; Metazoa; Arthropoda; Branchiopoda; Diplostraca; Daphniidae. Gene Ontology annotation, biological process: lipid metabolic process.
CGCUUUGUUAAACUGCCCCGAAACGCUACGGAACUAGAAGUUCGAAAAGUAUCUGGCUAAAGAAGUUACUUACCCAAAGAUUUUUGUUCGCCACGUGUUCUUCAAGCAGGUUGGAAUAUCUUUGGUAUAGAGUAAUGAUUUUAUAUUAGAACCGUGUUUAAAGUUUGUUGAGGAAUAUUUUAUGAGUAACAUUGUAUGCCACUUCAAAUGAUAAGUAUUGCCAGGAAAGAAAGUUGUAAAGCCAUGUUGAAGCUGUAGAAGUACACUGCUACGAACAAAUCCAACAGAAGAAUAAACUGACUGCUGUUAAACUAUUCAAAGGAAACCACAGGCAUUGCGACGCAAUUAUUCAUUCAUCCGGAUGAUCUGAGCGAAACUGUAACUGGCUCUUCGAUCACAAUGUGGCAAGAUGUGCCCGCCAUUGGACGCGCUUCUUAGCGUUUGGAUGAAACCGCAAGUCAUCGCUCACCGUGGAUAUCCAUCCGAGACUCAUCACGUAACUACAGAUGAUGGAUAUAUCCUGGAAAUUCAUCGAAUCCCACCUAAAGGUACUGCCAAGAAAGUGGUGUUUUUGCAGCACGGCGUAAUGCAGUCAUCCGGCACUUGGUUGGUUAAUCCUUCCAGCCGUUCACUUGCAAUACUGUUGGCAGAACAGUCAUACGACGUAUGGAUGGGUAAUUUCCGAGGCAACAAGUAUUCAAGAAAACAUACUACCCUUGACCCACAUUCUCGCGAUUACUGGAAAUUCAGCUGGGACCAAAUAGGAAAUUAUGACAUUCCUUCGGUAAUCAACUAUAUACUGAUGAAAACGGGCCAAUCAAAAUUGUCUUACAUAGGACAUUCGCUAGGAUGUGGAGUAUUCUUCAUCGCAAUGAUCAAGCAUCCACAGCUCAAUGCAAAAAUUGAACUGAUGAUUGCUCUGUCACCGCUUUCAUCAUUUGCUAAUUUCAACGCCAUCUUUCGGGUUUUAACUCCAUACACUCAGCCCAUCGAGAGUUUCCUUAGAUUUCUUGGCACUCGUGUUCUGUUUGAUAGUGAGAUUGCCGGAGAUCGUUUGUUUGACAUCGCAUGCGAACAAACUUAUAGCCAAGCGCGAUUCUGCAGAGACGUGUUCAUUUUAGUUUGUGGGCCCAAUCGCAAAAACCUUGAUCCCGCUUUGAUCCCAUUGAUGAACGCAAAUUUUAUGACUGGAACUUCGGUGGCUGUCAUAGCUCAAUUUGCUCAAAAUUAUAAUGCAGGUGAGAUAUUCCAGGCUUACGAUUACGGCACGGAGGGCAAUCUUCAAAAUUACGGUUCAACGAAACCAUUUGAGUAUGAUCUGAGAAAAAUCACAGCUCCGAUUUAUGUCUUUUCAGGCGCAGUUGACAAAAUCGUUACAGCAAAGGAUGUCGAUUGGCUGCUGACUAAGCUAACGAACUUGAAGGGAUCUACUCGUUUCCAGGAAUACAAUCAUUUGGAUUUCAUAUGGGGGACAGAUGUCAAAGAGAAGCUUUAUGACAAAGUCUUGGAGCUUUUGUCUUCCUAAUGUUUAUUAAGCCAAAACUGCUCAUCAACUGAUCAAUAGUUUGCCUUUGCAAAAUCAUGUUAUUUUAAUAUUCAUAU